UGUUGCAUCCAGUACCGGUACUUGCGCAAACCAAUGCUUUCUGCCAAAGGAGGAAGAGGAAAGGGAAUGAUUCAACCAUCCAAGCAAUGUGGGCAGUCCUACCGCAGCGAAUCGCUGGCUUAAGUUUAGUCGCUCCAAACCGCGAAAGAUCCGGAUCCUCAAGAUUGACCGUCCUCAACUCCGUCAAGGCGUCAAUUGCAACCUUGACAAAAGGCACAGCGCAUACAUUCUUCAUUCUGAUGCUGGCUAUGCAUAGCUAGACAACAAAGCUAACGACUGCUAGAAGAACCAACCCAACUGGUCCGUGAACAACAUGUCAUCUCAGCUCCGACGAAGAGUCAAUCAACGACACCCCAUCGUCCCGUUCCUUUGUGGUUGUCUGCUGACCUACUUGGCCACUUAUUCGAGCAGGAAAUCUUGUCCGACCCAGGAAGGAUCCAGCAUCAAGAAGACGAGCAGUGAAACGUCUGUUUUCAAAGGCAAGCAAUACUGGAAAGAUGGCUUCACUCAAAACGUAAAGACUCUCUAUGAAACCCCAUUUGCUCGAUUUCAGCUUCAUUCUGUCAAACUGGAAAAUGGCAAAAUUGUGGAUGAUUGGAUGUGGUUUGACGAAGCCGACAAUAUUAAUGUCCUUGUUGAAAAGGAAUCCACUGAAAAUCCCAACUGGCCUCCAACCUACGUUGUGUUGAAACAAAAGAAAUAUGGACUUCCUGAAACAACCUUGGCUGCUGUGGGAGGGUUGAUUGAGCCUGGUGAACAACCCCUUGAUGCUGCAAAACGAGAGUUACAGGAAGAGUUAGGACUGGAAUCUCCAAAAUGGGUUCCAUUGGGGAAGUACCGAGCCGCGGCCAAUCGAGGAGGUGGAACCACAUAUUGCUUUUUAGCACGAAAAAGUACGCCUAUUGCAAAUGCUCAGGAUUCCAAGGGAACCGAUGUGGCAGUAGGAGAAUCCGAGAAGCAAGACUUGGUGGAACUGUCUAAAGAUGACCUGAUUGACGCCUUGUUGAAAGGAAAGUUUCAAGAAAUCAAAUGGACUGCUACAAUCGCACUAUCUAUAAUCAAGACAACCCACCAUUUUAACAGGUAGCCACUGAUUCUGAGUUCAAAUUCCCAAUCUACUUGUGUUGGGCAUCCUCUUUUAUGGCGGGUUGAGUGAAUUUGGAGCUGCAUUGCCAGUUGUCUGGCCCAGUCGAUGACGCGUGCAUACUAAAAUUCGUGCAGGGAAAAUUGCACGCCCACUAAAUCCCCAACAAAACGCAAACCGAUUUUGUCAGGCUCUCAUUUAUGGAGUUGCCGCCGGUUAGACUGGAGACAAAGGUCGGAAGGUGCUAGUGUCAUUUCAACUUCGCAAUGUAUUGAUAGUUAUUGGCUAUCUUUGUCGCAAAUGUAUGCUCCAAAAGCAAAACGCCGCAACAUCGCCAGAUCGUUCUUGGUACUACUUUUGUC
Molecule: messenger RNA, 1446 nt
Organism: Seminavis robusta
Lineage: Eukaryota; Bacillariophyta; Bacillariophyceae; Naviculales; Naviculaceae
Source: the annotation of a GenBank genome assembly